AUGGCGGGAGACAUUCCUACCUUCAAAAUUGGCAUCAAUGAGCGAGAAACACCAUUCAUUUUUCAACACGUUGUUAAUGGAACCAUUAUUAUUCCGGGAGCGUUUUACACGGAAGUGGCACUAGCUGUAGGGUACGAGGUUUUGCGAAUACCCCCUCAAACUCUGACAAUCAGUGCCCAUUACAUUCAACCCAUGAGUGUCCAGAAAGAAACAUCGGAAAUGAUAAACUCUCAGAUGUACCGUACUCACUUUCACCCGAGUGUUCUUGAUGCAAUGACUCAGGCUCUCUGCACUAUUGUGGGUGACUCUAAAACAAUGGAGGAGAUAAAGAUGGAACAAGUCUUACCAGCUGGUUUGGGAUCUGUAUCCAUGUUUCAGUCCCUGGAGAAAAAGAUGCUGUCCUACGCAAAAGUAGUCUCUAUGUCGCGUUCGAGGUUCUACUAUAACAUGGUAUUAAUGACUACAAAUGGGACUCUAAUCGCAGAGGUUAAAGACAUGUGUGUGAAAGUGGUUGGGAGAAACAGCGAUGAGGUAGACAGAAUUGGAUAUUCUCUCAUGUGGAGACCGACUCCAGUCGCUGAACCUAUCGAGUCUGACAUAAGGCGAAAUAUUGUUGUGAUCAGUGAAGACCAGAGUCUGGCAAAUGCGAUAAUCAACACUGAGAGUAAUGUUAGUUGUGUUCCAUAUCAUAUGGCAGUCGAUAAAUUUGACAUUGAAGAAGUGAAAAAGAGCAUCCAGGCAUUAAAGUCAAAAGACGAAAGCAGCGGAAUAAGUGCAGUUGUUUUUGCCCAAGGAUCUACUGUUGGUGGUCUUUCAGCUAAAGACAUAUUUAAUUACAUUUGCAAAAGUUGUGACAAUCUGCGUCAAUUACUGGUAUUCCUCUCGGAAGAAGACUACACGCUACCUGUUGCCAUCGUAACACGAUCAACACAAACGUCCACAUUUGAAUGUCCCGAAGAACUUAACAUCAACAUAUUUGGCUCUCAGCUGUGGGGAAUGGUGCGCUGUAUGGUUAAGGAAGACUUAUAUCCAUUUGUGCAGUUAAUCGAUAUUUCCGAUGAUUCCAGUGGGACCAUGUCGAUACUCGCUGAUUUAGUUUCAAACCAACUAUCGUCUGUUGGAAAGGAAAUAAUGAUAUCAAAGGGCGUCGUUCAUGAAUCGACCGUUGCGUUUUCCAGAGAAGUUACCUCAUCCGUACCCAGUGUUCUUCAGAACUGGAAUGGCUGCGAUAGCGUGAGUUUAGUAAACGCCGAUACGCACGGCAGCCCACAAAGCGAAGUUUAUCUUCAAUAUUCGGAUAUCAAAGACGAGCUUGAUCCCGAAAAUGUAAAAGUAUCCCUGGAAACAAUUCUUCUUCACGAAGAGACAUUUUUUCCCGUUACAAAGGCUAGUGAAAUGGAGGUGUGGUCGGACACAAAUGAAGAAAGUUCCAAAAUGAUCACAUUGGAGGCGGUUGGUCAUUCUGCUGACAGUAAGGAGCCUGUCGUAGUUUGCCUUCCGUUGGAAGUUAGCAACGAGGUGUUUGUGCCUCGACAGUGCGUCAUACCUAUAUCUGCUGUUCCCGGCUACCAUACAGGAAUAUUGACAUUUUUAGCCUUACUGUGGAAAGUACACGAAAACCUAAGUCGUCGGCGACAUACGAUUAUAAUAACGGAAGAGUCAUCCUAUCAUAAUGAAGGAAAACUUGUUCAAGACAUUCUGUCUCUUUGGGGCCUUAAGCGGUUGUCUCUAUGUCCCAAAACCCAUGCUCACCACAUAAAUAUAACUGGACCUAGUAACCUCCUACUGUUAGCUGAUUUAGACGAUGCUGUAAUCGGGAAAAUGCUAAGUAAUCCCCAUCUGAAAGGUAUCAUAUCAGUUAAAGGUUGUAAAGGGGACACGACUUCCCAGGGUUGUUUUGGCAAUGAUGGUGCAUUGGAAACCGUUCGUGUUAGUCCUAAGCAAGUAUACAAGUUUUCGAACAUGAGAAAAAUUCUACCCAAAAUUGUACAUUUUCUUAGUAAGAAGAAAAAAAAGAUCAGACGCAUAUUUGAAGGGCUUGGAAAAAAUCAUUUCCGUAAUUUUUCUAAAGGCUUACUAAACCUUCAAAACAACCACGCUGUGAAAUUAUUGGUGAAGCCAGAAAAUCUGUUCAGACCAAAUGCCUCGUACCUUGUUGUUGGUGGUCUAGGAGGCCUUGGGUGGCUGACCGUUUGCUUGAUCGCUGAGAUGGGUGGUGGACUCGUGGCAACUGUUUCCAGGAAGCCACCUUCAGGGGAAAUGCAGUCCAAAAUCAAAGAUCUAAAGAAAAACACUGGGGUUAAAAUCGUUUGCCUACAGGCUGAUAUAUCGGAUCAGGUAUCUCUCGCGAAGGCCCUUAAUGUGCUUCAUAAGAAUUUCAAGAAGUUUCCCCUGAGAGGGAUAUUCCAAGGAGCGGGUAUCUUAGAUGACGCCUUCCUAAUGCGGAUGCAGAAGGAAAACUUCGACAGAGUUUGCAUGCCCAAGAUUUUGGGAACGUACAACCUGCACGAACUCACUAAAUCCCUCCAUCUUGAUUACUUUGUCAUGCAUUCUUCUAUCGUCUCGAUUGCUGGAAAUCCUGGUCAGAGUAACUAUGGCGCUGGAAAUUCUUUCAUGGACACCUUUGCUCACUAUCGCCGUUCCCAAGGCUUAUCAGGACAGUCCAUUAAUUGGGGUCCGUUAGAGUUGGGAAUGGCCCUCAAUAAUGAGCAGAUUGCUCAACAGCUGGCAAAAUUUGGGUUUGUGUCACUAAACGAGGAGCAAAUCAGAAAUUGUCUAAUCCACACUUUAUUAACGAAUACUCCACAGAUAUGUUUUAUGGAUUUCGACUGGGUUGAUAAGUAUCGAUUUUUGUACUUGUCACCAGACAUACGACCAAUUAUUUUAACUGGAGGUAGAGAACUGGACGAGGAAGAAACCGCGAUGCGUCACAUAGACUUGGAGCUUCUAAAGCUUAAAUCCCCAGAAGAAAGGUUUAAAGACCUCUUUGACUAUAUAAAGGAAGUAAUUGCUCAGGUAUUAAACGUGGACGUCGAUGAAGUAACGCUGAAAACAUCUGUGGUAUCCCUCGGCUUGGAUUCUAUGUUGGCAAUGACAAUGGUAAAUCAAAUGAAGAAAGACCUCGCAGUGCGAAUGUCUCUGGUCAAGUUGCUGGAGGACUCCUCAGUGGAAACUCUCGUUAUGUAUCUUGACUCUGAAAUCAUGUCAGAGGCCGAUGGUAAAGACGACUUCGAAGCUUUCAUGGAGGACGGAAAUGGUUCCAAGAUGUCAGUGUUUGAAACCAUGGCUUAUGAUUUGCACAGCGCAUGGGGAGGCAGCAAAGACCUUGUGUUUGGGGCGGAAAUACACUUCACAAUUACAGCCCCUAUCGAAUGGAUGAAGGAUUUGCUGAUUUUGCUCAUAGGAAGGCACCAGUCCUUGCGGACAGUAUAUACCAAAACUGAAAAUGGCGUCGAACCUGUGAUAUUAUCAGAUCUGUCAGAUCUUAAUAUUAUCGAACUUGAACCCAGUAACCCAGACAACCUUGAAAAAGAAAUUUUUGAUCUAUCAAGAGAUCGUUUUGACUUGUCUGCCGAAUUACCAGUUCGCAUAAUUUGCACACAUAAAAAGGAAAAUUACAAACUGGGUUUUCUUUUUCAUCCCAUUUGUUUUGACCUCAGAGCUAUCGACCUUUUUUUUAUUGAUUUCAAAGAAGUCGCUCUGGCCAAGUCGAAUGGCCUUGAUUUACCUGCUCCCAGGCAUAUCAAUGUGGCUGCCGAAAUGAGAGCAACGUUGAUGCCCAAACUUACACCAUUGCAGGUAUUUUGGGAGUUACAGUUCAGGGGCAAAGCGGAUAUUCCACUUAUUUCAUUUUCCAAACAAACCGUUCAACCGGAAAUCUUGUGUGGCUAUCACGAAACUGUGACAAGGGACAUUCCGGAUAACUUACAAAAUGCCAUUGAGAAACAAAUGCAUUUGUGGAAGGUAACUCUAUUUCAGUUCGUGAUCAGCGCCUAUCAGCUUCUGCUUCAUUUAGCCAGUGGUGAAAAUACUUUGGCCGUGAGGACAUCCCAUGACACACGAGUACACAGUCCAGCACUGAAAAAUGUCAUAAGUAGGUGUGUAAACGGAAUUCCUUUGCUUGCAAGUUUUGCUCCGAAGGACACAAUUCAGUCUUUCGUCGUCUCCAAUUCAAAAACAAUCUCAGAAUGUGUCGAAAAUGGCAUGUUUCCCUUCAAAUUUAUCACGGAAAAGUGCAGUGAGGAGGUUACAGCAAAUCUCAGUCGCCAUGCUGUGGUGUAUGCAGACCUAAGCGGGCUUGAGACGUCUGGUAAAGGGCUGGAAGAGUUUGAGUUUAAAUUCAAAAGUCACGGACCUCUGAAGAUUGCCUAUGAAACAAGACUACUUUUGUUUUCAAGCAAAGAUGAGGCAAGACAUACUUUACGGCUUGAUUAUUUACCUAAUCUUGUGAGUUCUUAUGAUGGUAAUGCCAUUUUGGAAUCUUUGUUUGCUCUGCUGGAUUUCAUGGUCACGGAGUCGAGCUCUCUUAUUGAGGAGAUACCGGACAAUUUACUAUCAGUGACCGCACAAUCCUUACAUUAUGCUGCAGAAAAAACAAAACCAGUGCAUGAUACGCAAACAUCUAGCAAGUUGGAGGACGUGUCGAACGAGGAUGAAAUUGCCAAAAAUAUCAAUAAAAACAAUCAAGUGACAGAUAACGUUAAAAAUGGAAUUAAUAACGCACACAAAGAAAACGGAGUGAAAAACAGCAAGACAAUAAACAACACCAACGAAGACAGCAAAACAUCUUCAGGAUCACAAAUGAAGACUCCAGCGUGGCGUUUUAAGUUUGACGAUGACAAGAUUAAUAAAACCGGAUCCAUGAUAUUUGACGGUUCUUUGUUUACAAAAGCAACUCAACAGGGAUGGGAACACCAGGUCUAUCUCAAAGUAGACAAAUCUGACCAGAAGUCGUUGCUAAGAUGGGGGAACAUCCAAAGAUUGCCUCGAAAAGGCACUACCGUUAAAGGCAGUUAUGCAGAUCAGCUUAAACUCUUUGAAUGGGGCCUUUGUCCUGAUCGUAAAGACUCGGUCCAGACGGUUUUACUUCAAGACCAGCGAGAAAAACCAGGCGAGAAAUUGGAUGAACGGCCUGAAGGAAACUAUGGAUUCAGACACCAGUGA
Molecule: messenger RNA, 5163 nt
Organism: Liolophura sinensis
Lineage: Eukaryota; Metazoa; Mollusca; Polyplacophora; Chitonida; Chitonidae
Exons: 4
Coding region: 1-5163 (1720 amino acids)
Biological process (GO): fatty acid biosynthetic process
Molecular function (GO): fatty acid synthase activity; phosphopantetheine binding
Source: RefSeq, a predicted model, not a curated record